GGCAGUGUUAAUAACUCGUACUUUGGGAGAAGCUCAUUGGCAUAGCGUGGUGUCUGGUUGUUCCUGAGGUAUAUGAUGUGUCGCCCAAGUCAAAUGGAGUCAAGACAUCUUCAGAAUCCUUUCGUAUAAACUUAAAAGUGCCUGUGUUGUUUUUGUUAGUGCUUAAAUGUGUGGCUAAGCGAGGGUUUUCUCUUGUUACACCAGCAACAUUUUGAAUUAGAUUGAAUCUGGCAAAACAAGAACAUAUAAAGAUUGGUCUCUAUUGAGAAUCCUGUGUUGCUACAGAGUUUCGGGUCUGUGAACAGCUUGAACUGCUCCUUCCACUGGAUCCAUUGCUGGGCUAGGUUUGUGUCUGAAAAAUCCAGGGCUCCAAGGGUUUUCACACUGAGUUCCAUGGCUCACACUGCCAGCUGCUAAACUGCAGAGAACUUCACAGCUCAGACAUUACCACUGUGUUCCAUUAGCAAAGAGUGAAGCUGAAUGCAGGCAGUGGUGUGCUUUCGUUUGCAUCUUGUUUGGAGGGGGUAGAAGCUAACUCUGUCCCUUGAACAAGUGACUAUCACAUGAGUUCCACAAGGAUAAUGGAUACUAAAUUACGAGAGGCUGAAGGAUGUGGUGAGGACAAUUCAGGAAAGAAAAAGUCAAAGUUCAAAUCUUUCAAAAAGUUCUUUGGGAAAAGGAAAAGGAAAGAAACCUUACCAUCUUCAGGAAGCAUCACUCUGAAACCAUGCCAGUCAGCUAGUGAUGUCACAGUCCCAGAGUCUAUGCACAUUGACUGUGAUUCUGAAGAUGAACUUGAGACCCACACGGGUAUUAUGGGAAGCAGAGCGUUAUCACAUGACAGCAUUUUCAUUCCUGAGCCUGUGCAAGAGCCUUCGAGGCCCGUACGAGUGUUUUCUCAGGAAAACGUUUCUGAUCGGAUUAGAGCGUUGCAGUUAAAACUUCAACAUAGCAUGAAACUGGGGCCUCCUCCUCCAUUUGGCAUUCAUGCAAAGCGGAUAGAUGAUGCUGGGACUAGUUCUGAAGAUGAUGGGUUACCCAGGAGUCCUCCAGAAAUAUCUUUGCUACAUGAAAUUCUAAGUUCUAGCACAGCAGCAAGUUUCUCUGACUCUCACAAGCACCCUAGCUCUUUGAGUUUAGCUGGAACAGGCAGUGAAGAAGAAGAACAGGUCACUUCAGGUCCUUCUUCUAGGCCCCGCUCUACAGAAGGCCAACUAUUCCCUAGGCAUGCAAGUGCUAAAACUUUAUCUCCCCGAACAUCUGACAGCAGCAUCUCGCCUGCAGCUGAUUUUGACACUCCGCCUGAAUUCUCCACUUGCUUAGAUAAUUCUGCUGCUAAACACAAGCUUUUAAUAAAACCACGGAACCAGAGAUCUAGUAAAAUGAGAAGACUUCCUUCGCGGACCCACUCAGAGUCUCUGAAUGACUUGAGCUGCACCCCAGAAGAAGAGGAGCACAAUGGGAGGGAGAUGCUGACAGACUUGACAUGUGAAGUCUUCACCACCAGCCAUCAGAAAUUGACACACAGCACAGCUGUGACAAGUGACGUGGCCUCCUGGCAGAGACCUGAAAUGCCUAAAGACUUUCCCCAUGGCUCGAGACACAGGGACGAAAGGCCUCCCACAUGGCAGUUCACUUCUGAGUCUGCCAUUGUACAGGAAGCCUUGUUACAUGAGAAUAAUCCUGACGGCUGCCAAACUACACUGGAAUUAACACAUUCUGCGUCAGAUUAUCCUUAUUCUUUAGAGCCUAAAGAAAACAUAAUCAGCCUGUAUCCCCCUCUGGACAGAGAAGCACAAAGGGAAAAAGAGCCCCCAGGAACACCGAGUGUGUCCACCAGGAACGUGUGUGAUGUGUCAGUUAAUACUUUAAAUCAAGAAAAUAAACAGUUUCUUAAUGGGUCUUCAGUGAACAACCUGCUAUCUGAAGAGUAUACUUCAACCAAUACUGGCAGUUUGGGAGGGACAGAAAAAAAUAUACAGAAGGAUGGUCAGAUACCCAUGGAAACUUCCUGUAAUAAGGAAACAAAGGAGUCUGCUGCAUUGCCAGCUUCCAGCAAGCAGUUACCUGAAGGGUCUUUUCAGUUCACGGACUCACCCUGUGUUUCCUCUGAUAUCCCACAGCCUGCUUUGUCAUCGCAGCUGAGGUCAUCUGAUUCCUGGUCUCUGGAGCAAACUAUGCCCACUCAAGAACUAGCUGCAUCUGACAAGGAAAACAAACAGUCCCUGGGACAGAGGGAGGCAAUUUGGGGGAAAAAAACAGAGAAAGUUGCCAAUGAACUCAGCACCUUGAGAAAAUUUUCAGUGUCAUCAGCACGGGAGAGACCAAGGGCUGGCAGCCUCCACCUGAAAGAAAACUCAGAAUGUGAAAGUCCAUUAAAUGCCAAAUUACCCCUGUCAAAAACCGAAGUCACCUCAAGAAAUGAGAAGUUGAAAGAGGAUGUGCAGGUGGGCUCGGAUCUACAGGAGGAAAAAAAUAGCAUUAAAAAGCAGAUGUCACUGGCAAAUUUUGACUCUGAGGUCACGGGCAAAGCAGCAGUCAAAAUGGUGGCUGGCUGUGUUUCUCAGGCUAUUGAUGCAAUUCCAGUGGUAUCCCAGUGCCAACCAGGCAGUGAAGAUAAAAGUCCUUUUCAAGUAAAACUUAGAUCCACGUCACUGUCCUUGAAAUACAGAGACAGCUCUUCACCAGAAUCAAAGGGGUUUCAAAGAUACAGUGCAGAGAUUAAUUUAGAAAAAGAGGGAUUGGCAUCACUUCUAAAAGGUGAAAAGGCACAGAUCAAAAAAACAGCUGAUGUAAAUAUCAAUGGCUCUGUGAAUGACAACAUAAAAUCUAAAACAAAGUCCUCUGAACAGCUUAGCUCAAAACCUCCAUUGCCUAGAAAGCCUGUUUUUCAGAAUGUAACUAAUGCAAAUGGUAAUGUGGAAAAGCAGGAAGUCAUGAAAUCUCCUGAUUCCAGAAGUAAAGACAGAGACUUGGAGAAAAAAUCAUGUCCUUCAAAAGUGCCUGAGAAGACUGUGCCUUCCCCAGUGAUUACAGCAGACUCUGCAGGAGGAACUGACAGCCAGUCAAAGCCAGCCUGGAUUACUAUAGCAAGACAGAAGCAGAGGGACAUGCAACAGGAGCCGGACCCUACUAAAGAAGAAAAACUUGUGGCUCAAGAUGUUAAGUCGGAUACAGAAAAACAAAAUAAGGAGAAGGAAAGAAUGGAGGGGUCAAUGAAGCAACAAGCAGACUUCAUCAGGAGCAAACCUUCACAUUUAGCACCUAAAACUUCUUCUGAAGAACUGAGGAAUGAGACAAAGUCUGACGUGAACGAGCCACUGCCAAGAGCCAACUCGCUGUCACAUCAUGUCCCUGCUCAAUCCUCAGUGCUGAUAGAGAAAGAAGAAAUGAACCAGUUUAAGAAAGUCAGUCAUUCUGUUCCAGAUCAGCCAUCAUGGAUGGAACUUGCCAAAAAGAAAUCCCAAGCUUGGAGUGAUAUGCCACAGAUUAUAAAAUAGGGUGAUACAUCUCAAGACCAAUAGUAUAUGUUAUUUAGGAUAAUUGAGUAGUCCACAUAAUUGAACUUCUAAUAUUAAUUAAUCACAAUGAAGAAUUUAUGGUACAUCAGAAGGGUUUUGUUAUAAAGCUUUGAAAAAAGAGUGCAAUAAGUGCUGUCAACAAGUUUACCUUAAACCUUCUGUAGCAAUCAGGAUGGUACUAGAAAUGGUUUAAAAAUAAUCUACUUUAAAGGACAUACACACCAACUUAGAAAAACAUUCUGCCUAUAUACAUGAUGUAUUCCUCCCCUCCAUUAAAAUUGCAUAAAACGAGUAUCUUUGUUAAAUCUUAUUGAACUUUUUGUUGCAAACAUUGUUACACUGCUCAUUAUCUAUUUGUGAAUUGUCCACUAUCAGAUCGUGAUAAUAUAAAUCUCUUUUACUGGCGUUAUCUGACAGACAGUCUUUAAUGAUGUUUGGGCCAAUGAUAUGUUCAUGACUUGUUUUUAUUGAGUACUUUAUCAAAUAUUCAGAAUUUGCUGUUUGAACUGUGCAAUUGGUUAGUUGAGUCACAUGGUAUGGUUUCUAUUUUCUGAUUUGAUUCCUGAGGCAUAAACAAACUUGUUUGUGUGUGAAAAUGAAUAAAAAUUUCUCCUGAAAUACUUGCCUGAACAAAACUGGCUGCACAAAUGGGCACAGAAAAGCAAGCAAAGAGGAAACAAAUGUGUUUGGAUUGAAUUGGAAUCUCAUGUAUGUAUUCAUGAAUGCUCUUCUCCAGAAUUCACCCAGAUGCGGGUGUUCUGUUUUUUAUGGGAAUUCAUCAUGUUGGUUUGUGGCACCAUAUUUAGUGGCAAUGGAUAUGCUUAUGAUAUCAAAGAUGAAGAUUAUGAAUUCAGAUAAAGAUUAACUAGCUAGCGUAUGGGAUUUGUUGAGCCCAAACUCAAAUGUUACAAAACCAGGAACUGAACAGUUAAGGUGCUGCUUCAAACACAGUACAACCUCACAGACUUAACUCUGCCUUCAUCUGAAUGGCAAAAGGGACUGGGAAUAGCACAGUAUGUUAACAAGCUGUAACAAUAUUAUUUUCAUUGUGCCCACCGCAACUCCAAAUCAGUUUAAUGGGCACCUCUGUUCAUGUUUAUGCAGUUUCAUGGGCACCUCUGCUGGUUGUGUACCAACAUUGAAAUGGGGAAGUAGUUGUAGCUGGUUUGAUAGAGAUCACGCUGACCUGAUUGUACUUCCUCUCUUCCUGCUGCACAAUCACAAAGAAACUAAAAAUCCAUUCAGAAAUGUCCUAAAAUUAGUAUCCUGCUGUUAAGGGAAUCAGUCUCUCCUCCCACAAAAACACUAGAGCAGCAGUUCUCAGACUGUGGAUUAGGACCCCAAAGUGAGACGUGACCCCAUUUUAAUGGGGUCACCAGAGCUGAAGCUGAGCCCAACAGCCCAGGGUUGAAGCCUGAGGGCUUCAGCCCUGGGUGGUGGGCUCAGGUUACAGGCCCCCUGCCUGGCACUGAAGCCCUUGGGCUUGGGCCCUCCACACUCAGAACAGUGGGGCUUGACCUCUCCCACACACACGCACACACACACACCUGGGGUAGCGGGAUUCAGGCAGGCUCAGGCUUCAGUCCGCCCUCCUGGGAUCAUGUAAUUUUUGUUCUCAGAGAGAUGUCGUGGUGCAAUGAAGUUUGAGAACCCCUGCAAUAGAGCAAGGCUGGGUGCUUGUACUGUAUGUGUUUAGCAGCACCUUGAUGUUCACUUCUUAGUUUUUAUAAAUUUGUGGUUUGUUUUUUCCUGCCAGACUAAUAUUCUUUUAAGGGAUAUGUAUGGAACCUUAACUUAGAAUGUCCUUGUUUUCUAAUCCAUGAGUCUGAGAUUUUGAAAUCUCAUGUUUCAUAAGGGUCUGGGUAGCCGAAGGCAAUAUGUGUUUUAAUCAACUUUAAUGAAGCGUUUGUAAAUCAACUUAGAUAAAGAAUAAGGCAUUGGCGUAUAUGAACACUUGAGAUAAAUAAGCUAUUUUCAUCAGAUCUCCUUAGUGCUAGAAAGUGAGGGAAAUAAAACAGAAUAUAUGAGUAAAAAGCAUGUUUUUGAAGAUUUUCAAUUUGGCAUUAGUUGCUCUUUAGAGAUUCUAGUAAGUAUAGCACAACUCAUUUAUUUAAAGAAUAAAAACAGACUAGAGCUUUUGUUACAAAUGAUGACAUUUACCUUUUCAUCAUAGAAUUUAAACUAUUUUUCAGUCUUCUGAAAACAUAAAUAUGAAUCUGCUGUUUAUGUGCCUAGUCUUGUAGUUCUUAUUCUGGCAAAACUCCCACCAAUCUCAUUGGAAUAACAAAAUUCAAGACAAUCGUUUUUGUAAAUAUUCAGAAACCAGGAGUAGAAGGAGAAGUUUAACUAUUCAGUCUUAAAGGCAGACUCCUGUGAAACUCAUCCUCAUCAGCUGUAUAUUGGUCAUAUUAAAAGUGGAAAUGUAUUCAAGCACAAAAUUCAGAUUCAAAUCCAGACUGCCCCAAAAUUGUUUGCAUGAGCAACCUUCACUCUGCCCUUUGUGCUUGUGCAUUUGCAAUAUAGUCUUUAAUCACAGUUAAUAAUCACUCAUUUCUCAAAACAUAGAAUAUAAAAUCACAGUUUAUUCUACAGUUAUUUCUUAAACACAUUGUAAGACACUCUCUUAUAUAAACAGAUGCACUUUUAGGUACUGUAACACAAUCUUAAAAAGCCCCAAAAACUAACAUUAAGAAAUAACUCAUGAAAUCACAAUACAAAGUUUAUUUAAGGUACUGCAUUGCAAUCUGCACAAUUCUUGAAAUAAACCCUUCCACGUUAAAGGGAAAAUGUAAAACAUAAAAUUAAAUUUUAAAAAAAUCUACGUUAUCCUUUAAUUAUUGCCUGUUCAUACCCUCACUGAAAAGUAGAAUGUUUUCUGGAAAUUAACUUGAACUGGAGUUAAUGGUAUGUUAUAUUGCUUUAAAGUUUUCUCUCUGUUCUAAAUUAUUUAAGAUGUAUCUGAUCUCACCUGAAUUUCUGGGGAGUGAGCAGUGCAACAACUACAUGGGACAAUUCCAAAUAUCUUUAAGGAAAUUCUGUUUGACAGACAAAGGUUCAAGAUAAAGAAGAUUAUUAACAGAGUGUUCUAGGGUUUCUUACACAAUAUUCUGGGCCUCACAAACAUACAAAAAAUGGACCCCACACAUAGUUUUGCGAGAUGAGCUAAUGCAGCUGUCUAAUACCUUCCCACAAAGUGCAGCCCUAGCUCUAAUGUGGGCCUGAUCUUGCCACCUUCUGGAUGAAAUCCUAGUCCCAAUGAAGUCAAUGUGAAUUUUGUGAUUGACCUCAGUGUGGCCAGGAUAGCAUCCUUUAUGUUCAAUACUCUCACUAACUUGACUUUGCCAGGAACAGUGACAGUUGGCUGCUAUGGGCCUGCUUGUGGAUCCACUGAAAUCAAACUAAAACUUCCAGUGAUUUCCAUGGAAGCAAGUUCUGGUUUUACAGGGUGGUUAGUAUUAUAUGAUAUGUGCUCAGAUCUUAAAGCAUUAGUCCAUCAGAAUGGCAUAAAUUUAAGUAUCUCAAAUGUAGGGUUUGAUUUUGCUUCAAAUAGGUUAUUGUACCAAUAGUAUCCUGUGCUGGAGUUUCUUUAUUUUAGAUCAAAAGGUCAUGUGACUCAGCUAUAGCCAAUUGCUAAACAGUCACUAUUGUCCACUAACAUGGGAAAUAAUGCAAAACUAUUUCAGAUCCUGCAUAUUGUCUCUCAGCCAAAUGGAUAGUACUUGGCAAUCCCAGGAUGUAAUAAAAUGUAUUUAAGCAAACUGAUUUAUAGUUUAUAUUCUUGACUGUGUGGAAAGAACUGUAAUCAAUUUUACUGUAGAUGCCAUUGUACUUUUUCAGCCCACAAGCAAUAUGACUGACUCAACAUGAUCCAUUUUGCUCAGCUG
This is a messenger RNA of Gopherus flavomarginatus (Mexican gopher tortoise), 7405 nucleotides long. It is a transcript of the gene CRACDL, whose product is annotated as CRACD like. The transcript has 13 exons. Lineage: Eukaryota; Metazoa; Chordata; Testudines; Testudinidae. The record is from RefSeq and is a predicted model, not a curated record. The coding region runs from base 564 to 3500 and encodes 978 amino acids.